This is a messenger RNA of Psilocybe cubensis, 1590 nucleotides long. RefSeq lists its product as uncharacterized. The coding region runs from base 1 to 1590 and encodes 529 amino acids. The record is from RefSeq and is a predicted model, not a curated record. The transcript is spliced from 11 exons. Lineage: Eukaryota; Fungi; Basidiomycota; Agaricomycetes; Agaricales; Agrocybaceae.
AUGCUCGCGAAGACUUUCCUCGUUUCCUUGUCCUUGUUCGCUUUGUUGGGAUCAGCGUCUGAGGUUCUAAAACGACAGUCAGAUCAAUGCACCACUGACUGCACUUCUUUGAUUACGUCAUGCGGCGGUGGCCCCCAGACAUGCCCAUGCACCAGUGAUAUCCAGAAGGCCGCUCAAUCGUGUUUGAACUGCUUGGCCUCCGAUCCUGCUUUGGCAUCCAUGGCUGCAGGACUGGGCCUCGACCCUACGACUCUUACCUCCCGUGCGUACGCUCUCAAGCGCAAAUGUGCUGCGUCAUCCAUCAGCCUGACCGUUCCUCAGGCUGCAGCUACAGGUUCAACAGGAGGUGCCUCUGCUAGUGGUAGUGGUAGUGGUAGCGCAACACCCACCGCAAGUGGAGCAUCACCUACAGGCACAUCACCUGGAUCGGGUACCGCAGCUCCGACUGCAUCUACUAGCUCCAACACAAGCAGCGGCGAGAAGCUUCGAAACGAAGCCCAAGCUUGCUUGAACUGCGUGCUUCAAAAUGAGGCAGCUACUGUAAUUGAAGCUGGUUUUGACCCUGUUGCUGAAGCUCGAGAGUUCAACACAAUAUGUGCUUUAGAAGGACUACACAUCACUAUACCACCUGUUGGUGGGAGCACUUCAACGGCUAAACCAUCAGCAUCGCCAGUCGGGACGCCCUCAAUUGUAACGGUCACCGUUUCGAGUGGAUCGACAGCUGGCUCGCAAAGUGGAGGAACAAGCUCGGCAGGAAGUCCAACAGGCGUUUCUGGGUCAGCCAAUGGUGGGACAAGUACGGGAGGCUCUGGGACAAGUUCAGGAGGGGGAAGUGGCAAUGGGGAUCCGGCGAGCGGGGGAUCCAACGCGGGUCCACAGAAAAAUAGCAAUACUAGCUCAAGUCAAAGAAGCGCCGUGGAAAUGGCGCCGUGGAAUAUUACGGCAGGCUUGUGCGAUCCUGCAUGCGAUGGCCUGAUAGCGACCUGUGGUGCCUCAGGAGGGGAAUGUCCCUGUACGACAACAGUACAACAAGAAGCCCAGUCCUGCUUUGACUGCGUCACCACCAAGGAAGCAGGCAUCAACGCGAUAACCGGUUUUGAUCCUGUGGCUCUUGCUCAAGCAGCCGCUUUACAGGCCUGCAUUAACUGCGCUAUUCGAGCAAAUCCAACCCCCUUCGUCGUCGACUCUGCAAAAACACUCUCGUCCAGUUAUUCUACUCUCUGCGCACCCUUUCCCAACACCCCGGCUGUGACUGUCCCUGCUGUUCCCGGAGCAUCGAGCAGUAGUGUUAUUAGAUCUGUGACGUCUACUUCUACCACCAGUUCGAUCGAAGAUGGGACGUUUAGCAUUUUACCUAUCUUCCCGACAACAAGCGGUCCCCAAAGCACUAUUUCACAAACCGUGCCAUUCCCCUCGACCCUGUCGCAAAUCACCGUUCGUCCUUCCGAUACCGAGUCGUUAUCAUCGUCAAGUAGCCCAAGUGCAACAGCAGAUCCAGGCGCACCGUCGAGUUUGGGUUUCAAAAAUGGUGCCUCCAACGUACUUUGGGUGACAAUUGGCGCCGCGAUUGGUGUUGUUCUUAUAAUAUGA